Molecule: messenger RNA, 4794 nt
Organism: Neopelma chrysocephalum (saffron-crested tyrant-manakin)
Lineage: Eukaryota; Metazoa; Chordata; Aves; Passeriformes; Pipridae
Gene: ITGA8
Product: integrin subunit alpha 8
Exons: 30
Coding region: 1-3156 (1051 amino acids)
Biological process (GO): cell-cell adhesion; cell-matrix adhesion; cell adhesion mediated by integrin
Cellular component (GO): external side of plasma membrane; integrin complex
Molecular function (GO): integrin binding
Source: RefSeq, a predicted model, not a curated record
AUGCUGCGUCUCAGCAGCGGGCGGCCCCGCCGCCGGCAGCGCCCGCUGCUCCUCUUGUCAGCGCUGCUGUGGACGCCGGCGCUGGUGGCCUUCAACCUGGACGAGGAGAAGCGGACGGUGUACAGCGGUCCGCCGGGCAGCUACUUCGGGUACUCGGUGGACUUCUACAUCCCCGACCCCAGCACGGUCAGUGUCCUGGUGGGAGCCCCCAAAGCCAACACCACGCAGCCCGACAUCGUGGAAGGAGGAGCGGUGUACUACUGCGCCUGGCCCGCCGCCCGCUGCCGGCAGAUCCCCUUCGACAACACCAACAACAGGAAAAUUAAAGUCAAUGGCACCAGGGAACCUAUUGAGUUUAAGACAAAUCAGUGGUUUGGAGCAACAGUCAAAGCUCAUAAAGAAAAAGUUGUGGCUUGUGCUCCUUUGUAUCAUUGGAGAACCCUUAAAGAUAGCCCUGAGAAGGACCCUGUUGGCACCUGCUAUGUAGCAAUUCAGAACUUCAGUGCUUAUGCAGAAUAUUCACCUUGUCGUAACAGCAAUGCAGAUCCUGAAGGACAAGGCUUUUGUCAAGCAGGUUUCAGCUUAGAUUUUUACAAGAAUGGAGACCUGAUCGUAGGCGGGCCCGGUAGUUUUUAUUGGCAAGGUCAGGUAAUCACUGCAAGUAUUGCGGACAUCAUUGCAAAUUAUUCCUUCAAGGAUAUUCUGAGGAAACUGGCAGGAGAGAAACAAACAGGAGUGGCACCACCCUCAUAUGAUGACAAUUACAUGGGAUACUCAGUAGCUGCUGGGGAAUUUACUGGUGAUUCUGAACAAGAGCUGGUUGCUGGAGUCCCGAGGGGAGCACAGAACUUUGGCUAUGUCUCAAUUAUUAAUUCUUCAGACUUGACCUUUAUCCAGAACUUCACUGGUGAACAGAUGGCGUCUUAUUUUGGGUACACAGUUGCAGUAUCUGAUGUUAACAAUGAUGGUUUAGAUGAUAUCUUAGUUGGUGCCCCUCUCUUUAUGGAACGAGAAUUCGAGAGCAAGCCUAAAGAAGUUGGGCAAGUUUAUCUGUACCUGCAAGAAAGCGCAUUCCUCUUCAGAGAUCCUCAAAUUCUGACAGGCGUGGAAGUGUUUGGUAGAUUUGGCAGUGCAAUCACACACCUUGGAGACCUCAAUCAAGAUGGAUAUAAUGACAUUGCUAUUGGUGCACCAUUUGCAGGAGAAGACAGAAGAGGGAAAGUUCUCAUUUACAAUGGAUACAGUAAUGGGUUAAACACUAACCCUUCGCAGGUUCUCAAUGGAGCCUGGGCCUCACAGUCCAUGCCUUCGGGAUUUGGCUUCACUCUAAGGGGAGACUCAGAUGUAGACAAGAAUGAUUAUCCAGAUUUAAUUGUGGGUGCAUUUGGAGCUGGGAAAGCCGUUGUUUACAGAGCCAGACCUGUUGUUACAGUGAAUGCUUAUCUUAUUCUGAACCCUAUGAUUGUGAAUCCAGACAACAAAACUUGUCAGCUCCCUGACUCUCAGCUUUUAGUGGCCUGCUUUACUGUAAGACUCUGCGCAGAUUUUGAAGGUCAAAGUAUUUCACAUAAGAUAGUGCUGAAAGGUGAAUUGCAAUUAGAUUCAUUGAAACAGAAAGGAGCUGUUAAGAGGACCCUUUUCUUUGACUACCAUCAGUCACAUCAUUACUUCUCCAUUGUGAUAGAAAGACAGAAACAGCUCCAUUGCCAGGACUUCCUUGUUUAUCUCAGAGAUGAAACAGAAUUUAGAGAUAAAUUAUCUCCCAUUAAUAUAAACUUCAAUUAUAGUUUGGAUGAAUCCAGUUUUGAAGAUAGUUUGACUGUGAAGCCAAUACUGAACUAUUACCAGAAAAGCUCAUUAACAGAGCAGGCUUACAUUCUAGUUGACUGUGGAGAGGACAACUUGUGCAUUCCUGACUUGCAACUUUCUGCUAUGCCAGAUACAGAUCAGCUAAUAAUUGGAGAAGAAAACUGUGUCAUGCUCAUAAUAAAUCCAAGGAAUGAUGGGGAAGGAGCCUAUGAAGCUGAGUUACAUAUAAAGAUUCCGCCUGAAGCAGAUUACACUGGCGUUGAACGCAACAAUAAGGCACUGCGUGUAUUGAGCUGUGAUUACAAGAUGGAAAAUGAAACUAGAAUGGUGGUUUGUGAUCUUGGGAACCCCAUGGUGGCUGGCGCAAAUUUCUCCACAGGCAUUCGAUUUUCUGUUCAGCAUUUUGAAAAUGCAGAGUCCAGCAUCAGUUUUGAGCUGCAAAUAAAAAGCUCUAACAAGAUAAAUCCUACCAGCAAUUUAGUUAACCUCCAUAUCAAUGUCAGUGCUGUGGCUCAAGUACAGAUCAGAGGAGUGUCUCACCCCCCAACAAUUAUUUUGCCACUUCACAACUGGGAACCCAAAGAUGAACCUACAAAAGAAGAAGAAGUUGGUCCUUUAGUAGAACACAUUUAUGAGCUGCACAAUAUAGGACCAAGUACCAUCAACAAUACAGUUCUCCAUGUCGGUUGGCCUGUGUCCAGUCAAGAAGAAUUUCUUCUUUAUAUUCUUCACGUUCAGACACAUGGACCAUUGCACUGUCAAACAAGCUCUCCCAUUAAUACAAUGCAAAUAAAGUUUGCUAUUCCACAAGACACUCCUGAACUUGCUGCUUUUUUGUAUAAUUCCACAAUUUCUCAUUACAUCAGAAGAAGGGAUGUUGCAGUGGCAGAACCUCACAGGAAAAACUCUGCAAAAGUAUUGAACUGUACAAAUGUGAAGUGUGUCCUAAUUUCAUGCACUGUGGGACAACUGGAAAGAGGAAAGAGUGCCGCGCUAAAAAUCAGGUCCCGGCUCUGGGCACAAACAUUCCUGGAGAGAAAGAAUGAUCUCUAUAGUCUUUCUUCCAAUGUUUCCUUCGAAGUUAAGAGCAUGCCAUACAAGGUGCAACCAGCAAAGCUCCCCACAGGAAGCAUAGCAAUCAGAACAUCUGUUAUUUGGUCCACCCCAAAUGUCUCCUUUGAAAUCCCUUUAUGGGUUAUAAUACUAGCCAUACUUCUUGGACUACUAGUACUAGCGCUGCUGACCCUAGCUUUAUGGAAGUGUGGAUUCUUUGACAGAGCUAGACCACCUCAAGAUGACAUGGCUGACAGGCAACAGCUGACAAAUAACAAGACUACUGAUGCAUAAAGGAAGAGAGCGACAGUUAAAGUCAGAAUCCUGCCUGAGACUAGAAACACAAUGAGGAUUAAAUGGAGGAUUCCUUCCACCAGCCUUCCUUUGUACCUGCAAGUGACAUGGUGUCUUAAUCUGAUCUAUGCAAUGUUCUGUUAACGUGCCACAUGACAGCCAUCCUUGCCAAAGAAAGCAGCUUUAUCACUGCCUAUUCGCACCUGAACAGAAUGUUUAUCCCAAUUCCAGUCAGUCUACGUUUCAGCAGAUGCCUGUGAACACGUGUGGUAUACUGAGAUGGUUCCAGAACAAGCCCAAAUCUCUCAAGGAGAGAAUGCCUUCAUUGCUGUUUUGUCUAGCAGAUGGACCAGGACAAACCUUCUGAAUGCUACUGUAUCAUACGGAAUACCUUUGAAACCUCCCUAAGAAUAAGAACUUUUAUGAAAUUAUUGCUCAGGGAGACAAGCAAUGUAUCAGUACUGUGACAGUACUUCUGAAAAACAAAGGUAGUCUAUAAAAAACUUUAUAGAUGGGGCACAAUUAUUUAUUUUUCCACCUUUUUGGAAUAAGUAUCUGUAAUAAUAAUCAACAUAGAUUUUGAGAGAGGAAAGUAAAAAAAAGUAGAAAUCAUGUCCUUACUUUACAUGUAAAUAGAAAAGUAAGCCCAUUGUAUACACAGAACACAACUUUCUUGGCUACAAGGAGUUUUGCAAAGCAGAAGAUUUAUGCAACGCUUUACGAGAUGAGACAUAUGACAAACAGCUACAUGUUGUAUCUCUUUCAGCCCAGAGCUGGCAGUAUCCCACCCAGAUAACUAAAUCCAUGCACAACAUAGAGCAGGGGAUGAGGUACCCUGUUCUUAUCUUGCUGUACAGACAACACAGGAUACAGUCAUUUCUGAAAGACUGUUUUAAGUUAUCACAGCCACACUGGUGAUGUUGUGAAGUCUUAGGGGGUUUGGGGCUGGGGUAAAUUUUCUUUUCCAUUGCUCUGUUACUUUGUUGAAAUUGCCUCUUAAAAUGGCUACUCACAAUUGUAACUUGAAAUCUUUGCCUUUUUUUAUGUUACAGUCUACAAGCUGACAGCAUCUCUAAAGUGAUGACUUCAGCAAAAUUUAGGGCUGAAUAUAAUUAUUUCUUAAGCAAAGUCUUGCAGGGAAGGUGGGCAGAAUUUGUAUUUAUGCAGAAAAAGAGGAUGCCAGCCAACCAAACAUGAACAUAAAAAGAGGGAAAAUAUUUUGAGGUAAAGAGUAAAAAAAUACAUUUAGGAUCGAUUUUUUUUUUCGCGGUUAAGGGUUCUGAAGAAGAAAUGUUUCAUUAUUUCUGUUCUAUCUGCAAAUGGUCCUUAUCUCAAUAUGAGCUUUAAGCUCUGAUAUGUGCAAAUUUGUACCUGAAAGCUUGAGUCUUCCAGUGCUGCCUGUGAGUGUGAAAUUAACUACAUUGUGUAAACUUCAUGAGGAAUUGUUCAUUUUCUGAAAUCUACACCACACUUGCCUUCUCCUGAGCUCCUCUUCUUUCCUUUCUAUCUCAGCUUCUCAAUUGGCAAAUGGCCUCAUCCAUUCUGCCACUUUUAGAAAACUGCCCUUCUGCUUCCUAAUACUUCAGGACAGGAGCAGCCAUGAAACAUUGUCACUUCUGUCAGUCUGACACGAGAUUU